This is a messenger RNA of Panicum virgatum (switchgrass), 2685 nucleotides long. Its product is annotated as mitogen-activated protein kinase kinase kinase 3-like. Gene Ontology annotation, molecular function: ATP binding; protein kinase activity. Bases 251 to 2353 code for a protein of 700 amino acids. The record is from RefSeq and is a predicted model, not a curated record. Gene Ontology annotation, biological process: protein phosphorylation. The transcript is spliced from 11 exons. Lineage: Eukaryota; Viridiplantae; Streptophyta; Magnoliopsida; Poales; Poaceae.
GAGCACGUAAACACGCUGAUGUCGUCGUGAGGCCUCGGUCACUGACGUAGCGUCCCCACCACGCCCCCGGCGAGUGGCAUUAACCGACCGGAGGCGGAGGGACUUGGGGAGGCGCGCGCGUACAGCAAGCAAAGUAGACCGACCGCGCCGGCGCUCGUAGUCGUAGCCGCGGCCUCCUGCUCGACUUCGACUACCUCGGGGGCCGAGCUCCAGCCCCGCUGGGAGGAGCGGAGCGCCGGAACGCAAGGCGAUGCCCUUCUGGUGGCCGGGGAGGAGGUCCUCCAGGCCGAGCUCCAAGCGCAAGGACGGCCACUCCGCCUCGGCUUGCUGCUCGCCGCGCCACUCCGUCGACGCCGUCUCCCCUACCGCCUACGCGCCCGCCGGCGCGUCGCCGUCGGACCAGUGGGAGUGGGCCUGGGCGCGCGGCCUCGUCACCCCGGCGCCGCGGCGGGGCGACGGCGCCGCCUCUACCUCGCCAUGCGGCGGCGGCGCCGGCUCGGGGCCGGGCAGAGCGGCCGCCGGCCGGGGCUUGCCGCUCCCCCGGCCCGUGUACCGUUCCGCGCCGCAGCUGCUGGCGCCCUCCUCCCACGCGAUUGAUGCGCCUUCCGCGGCGGCGGCGCGCGGGGGCUCGCCGGUGUCGAGCGGGAGCUCGUCGGAGUCAGACGAGGCGGCGGACAACCGAAAUCACAGGUAUACAAAUUCAACUAUCCAUCCUGGAGCAAGAACCAUGCCACUUGAUGAACAUAAGUGCACGAUGGAAGAUAAACACCUUGUUUCACGUAGUGCUCCACGUGAGCACCAUAAAUUUUUUGAUGUGCCUGUCACCAAUGGCAGAAAAGUGCAUUUGAAUAACCUUGAAGCUUCAACGAGUGGGGUCUCAUCGCAUAGUAGAAGUUUUCAUAAGGAUACACGUCGUGCGAGAACAAGGAGUCUUUCCCCAAGAAAGCAUGCUUUUGCUUCCAGUUAUGCAAGUCCAGGAGAUCAUGGGUGUAGUCCAAGGUCAACAUUUAAGAGGAUGGAUGAUCUGAAGGGCAAGUCUCAACCCUUGCCUCGUCCACCAGCACCUAUUAGUACCUGCCCCAUUCCUUCAUCUCUCACUGCUUCCACUCAAUCCCAGUCAGAGUGGAAAAGGGGGAAGCUGCUAGGUAGUGGCACAUUUGGUCAGGUUUACCUUGGAUUCAACAGUGAAAGUGGGAAGUUUUGCGCAAUAAAGGAGGUACAAGUUAUUUUGGAUGAUUCAAAGUCAAAAGAACGGCUCAGACAACUGAAUCAGGAAGUAGAUAUUCUUAGACAACUCUCACACCAAAACAUUGUGCAAUACUACGGAAGUGAACUGACUGAUGAUGCACUCUCCAUCUAUCUUGAAUAUGUUUCUGGAGGUUCGAUCCAUAAAUUACUUAGAGAUUAUGGUCCUUUUAAAGAACCUGUGAUUCGUAACUAUACUCGGCAGAUUCUUUCUGGACUUGCCUACUUGCAUGGUAGGAAAACUGUGCACAGAGACAUAAAAGGAGCAAACAUACUUGUUGGCCCAAAUGGAGAAGUCAAACUUGCUGAUUUUGGAAUGGCUAAACAUAUAAUAUCUUAUGCUGAAAUACACUCGUUUAGAGGAAGCCCAUACUGGAUGGCUCCUGAGGUCAUAAUGAAUAAAAAUGGGUACAGUCUUGAAGUUGAUAUCUGGAGCCUUGGGUGCACAGUUAUUGAAAUGGGAACUGGGAGGCAUCCUUGGCAUCCACAUGAAGAUGUACCUGCAAUGUUUAAGAUAGUUAACACUAAAGAUAUACCAGAAAUUCCAGAGGGUUUCUCUAAAGAAGGGAAAGAUUUCCUGAGUUUGUGCUUGAAGCGUGAUCCUUCACAGCGCCCCUCUGCAACUCAGUUGCUGGGUCACCCUUUUGUUCAAGACCAUCAAGCAGUAAGAGUGACCAAAUGCAAUAUUACUCAGUUGAGAAAUGGGCUAUCUUUACCUGCAGAGGCAUAUCAUAAAAAGUCCAUCAAAGAACCUUCAUUGAAGAGAAGCAUUGCUCCUUUGCAAGGCAUUGGAGGAUUAAGAGCGCGAGGCUUCACAGGGGUUUCAUCAGCAUAUCCUUCGCCCAACAAGACCUCCAGCCGUAUUGAUGUGAGAGCUAACAUGUCUCUCCCAGUGUCACCAUGCUCAAGCCCGUUACGACGGGUGAAGCAAUCAAACUGGAGCUGCGUUGCUUCCCCAUCGCACCCCGCAUUCUCCUCAGGAUCUGCAGCCUACAACCCAGUCAGUUACAUGCAGAACCAGAUGAGAGGAAGCGACCCAGUUCCAGAUCCUUGGCGCGACAUCGGCCAGAGACCACAAAGCCCAUACGGCUCCCCAAAGAGAUUCUGAUCCUCAUCUGUAGAGUUGUUGGAGACUAGGAUUUGUCGAUAUUUUUGCCGACAAAGUCAGGGAUCCGGUUGAUGUUUGUGCCCUUAAGUCCUUUGUGUUUAGGAGGAUUCUUGAUUCCUCAUGAUCUGAUCUGUGAUUCCUCAUGAUCUGAUCUGUUGUAUAGAUGAAAAGGAAGGUGUGAGUGUGACUGAUGAUUGUUAACUGUAUGCAGGUGUUGUAAAUGGUCAUUGUACAUGCUGUAGAUUUAGAAGAACAUGUAGCGAUGCUGGGGAUUGUUUGUGUUUGUUGUUUAUACAAAGUAGUCACAAAGAGAUACACUCCACUUGCAUGUU